AGCCCAACAUAAGGAAAGAAAACGAACUUGAGUCUUGAAACGAGCCCACGGCAUCUCUGAUUCUUAACACCGUCCACAAGAACUCGCAAAUCCACCCCCUUACUCGCUCACGGUCACGGAAUCAAGAGAAGAGGAUGAGGAAGACAAUACUUGCAGCAAGCAGUGUUUGUCUAUGGUAAAAAAUGAUAAUAAAAGGGCUGUGCAGGAGAUAUGAAAGAUGGAACCCAGUGCAUCCAACAUCUGGAGCAUUUUGGGGUAUGGGGAUAGGCAUUGGCUGUGGUGUUGGAUGGGGUCCUGGGUUUGGUCCAGAAGCAAUUGGGUAUGUUGGUGCUGGUUGUGGUGUUGGAUUUAGUGUGGGCAUCACUUUUGUUGGUUUUGGUAUCGGGCUUCCUGCUAAUUACCUCUUUCAAGUCCCUUAUAAUGCUAUUGUGGCAACAAGAAGUGGCGCAUUGGCGAUUGCCAAAUCAAAUGGUCUUCUUUCUGCCAGAGAUGUUGCGGGGGAAGGGUGGAAUAAUGUUGCAUCUCGCGCUUCUCUAUUGCAAAGAGAAACCAGUGGAAGGUUGUCUAGCUUUAAUAAGAAGCUUUUAUUGGAUAAUGGGGUUGACUUGGUUGACAUGAAGAGCAAACUGUCUGUCAAUGCUGGAUCGUUGUCGAAAGUCUUGGAAACAUUUUCCAGUCGAUUCUUUCCUCCUGGAAAAGGUACGGAAGAUUGACAUGGCAGAGCGCUUGACCAUUAUAAGCAUAAUGGCUUGAAAAAGUUGUAAGCGCUGUUACCAUUAUAAGCAUAGUGGCAUUACCAUCAAUUGAAAAGAAAACAGUAAUUUUUCCCUCCUUUCUGUUUGCUCGUCUUGGUUGUGCUUUGGCAACAUAAAUGAGAGGUCCUAUCAUGCCCCCCUUCCUCUUUUAUUAACUGUCUCACAUACUAAAUUUGAACCCUUUUUUUGUCAUAUUCUUUUUGAAAAGCUCAAAGGGGUGCCUAACCUUGUCCUGUGCCUCAAUAUCCUCUUGAAAGAAAAGGAGAUACUGAGAAAGAAAAGCUAGCUCUCUUCAGUUUUUUUCUAUGGAUUUUGCAGGUUGUAUCAGCCAGACAAACGAGAACACACAAGCUAAGUUUACUGCUAGAGCCGUGUGCUAGAUUACUACUUCAGCUGUCUUCUAUAACAACAUUAAACAAACAGGAAAAAAAAGACCUGCAUACCAUCUUGUUUUUGUUGCUUGUUAGAGACCUGAUUUGUGUGAUAACCAACGCAGAAUAUUCUUACAUUUCCAGUAAAGCAAAGCUUCAUUUUCUGUUU
Molecule: messenger RNA, 1295 nt
Organism: Populus nigra (black poplar)
Lineage: Eukaryota; Viridiplantae; Streptophyta; Magnoliopsida; Malpighiales; Salicaceae
Product: cadmium-induced protein AS8
Exons: 4
Coding region: 183-713 (176 amino acids)
Source: RefSeq, a predicted model, not a curated record